Molecule: messenger RNA, 945 nt
Organism: Perkinsus marinus ATCC 50983
Lineage: Eukaryota; Perkinsozoa; Perkinsida; Perkinsidae
Exons: 1
Coding region: 1-945 (314 amino acids)
Source: RefSeq, a predicted model, not a curated record
AUGCGCAUCGCUGCCCUCAUUGUCGUUCUCGUCUCCGUAGCAGGUAUGACUGGCCGUACAGCCGAUGAGGUUGAGCCUAAUGGGCAGUACUGUGAGAACUCGUGUGCGCAGACUGUGGGCUGCGCUGAGUCGUACUGUAAAGAUAAUGGUGUCUGCUUCGGCCUUUACCAUAAGGAUGAGGGUAAAUGCUUCCAGCCAGCCUCUGAGUACAACGCUGAUUGCGACGACUCUGUUCUACAACCCGUUCUCUGUCACGAGUAUCCUGACACAACUUGUCAGGAAGUAUGUGAUGGUAUGGUUGGUUGCAAGGAUUCUUCCUGGGGAUCUUACUGUAAGUUUUGGCAGGACCCUCCAGUGUGUUUUGGCAUCAUCGUCAAGGAGGAUGGCAGCCUCUGUCACGCCAGUGGCGACGAGGAAUGUGUCGGAGAGCCCUACCCAUGUCAUAUGGUGACCGUUGGUCCAACUCCAGUGACCACCGAAUAUCCUAUAUCUAAUACCACUGAGUAUGUGGACACGACUGAGUAUGUUGAUACCACUGAGUAUGUUGAUACCACUGAGUAUGUUGAUACCACUGAGUAUGUUGAUACCACUGAGUAUGUUGAUACCACUGAGGCUGUUGAUACCACUGAGGUUGUUGAUACUACUGCUCCUCAUAAUACUACCGUUCCAACCGAUGACAUCGUCGGAACGUGGUGUGGUGAUUCGCCGUUUGGAUAUUUGGAGUUGUUAUUCGAUACUUAUUCAGUCUCUAUCUACUUGGCUGGUCAGUACUUCCACUCUGAAUAUAAUUUGAACGAGAGGGAAGUAAUUCUUGUCAAUCCUGAUAAUAGUUUGAUCACCUUCUUGAAUGAGAGAAAUACUAGAAUGAUUACUGAGUACUACGCCUACGAGAUGUAUAUCGAAUUCGUCGAGGUGACAACUGUCGUCGCUGUCAAAUGUUCCUAA